Messenger RNA from Medioppia subpectinata, 531 nucleotides. The record is from the annotation of a GenBank genome assembly. NCBI's taxonomy places the organism in Eukaryota, Metazoa, Arthropoda, Arachnida, Sarcoptiformes, Oppiidae.
AUGUCUUCAUCGCUGACUAUCAUAUGGAUUGCAAUACUCGCCGCCUAUUGUAUCCCAUUGUGGGAUAAAGUCUACUGGAGUUACGGCCGACCCUUCAGUCCCGCUUUUGCCACAGUUUUCUAUACAUUAUGUCGAGUGAUUUGGACGGUCUGUACGUCACUAAUGAUAUGGUUGUGUAUAUCGGGAAAGGGAGGGCUAAUCAACACAUUUCUAUCGCACCGGGCAUUCGUACCGAUGGCUCGGUUGACAUAUAGUGUGUAUUUAUGUCACGCGUGGCUCAUAUGGUAUUUCAUGGGUUCGCGCCGUCAUGUGAUGGACACUCAUAUGUAUAACGUAUUGAUUAAUUUCAUACACAUUACUGUUAUGUCAUAUAUAAUGGGAUUCCUAUUCUUCGUUGUGUUUGAGUCUCCGAUUCUUGAGUUACAAAAGUAUGGAAUCGAGUCUUUCGGACGAAAACAUGAGAACAGAGAUAAGACUUCAGUUGAACUCAAACUUAAUCUUAAAUCCAAUUAUCACAACAAUAAUGUUUAA